AUGGGAAUAUUCAAUGUUGAUCUGAAAGACAGAAAGAUAAUAUUUCCGACGUCGGAGAAAAAGCUGGCAGGGUGGAGGUGCACAAAGGGGGGCGGAGAUAAUAGCAGUGAUAGGCCGCGGCGGCUGUCGGUGGACGGGAGAAUAGGGAAUGGUAGUGAGUGUAUGGUAGAUAAAGAGUUUGCAAGAGCGCGCUUGUCGGACGUCGGUGGGGCUGCAGCUUCCACUAGCACAUCCUUCACCUCCGAUGACUCCUUCUUCACCGCCGGCGGCAUGACCAUGCACCCCAGCGACUCCGCUAGCUUCGCCAGAGGGAGCCCCAUCAGGAUCCCCAAGGUUGUCAAGAAACAAGGAGAGAGCAUUUCCAAAGGCCACAAGAAUUAUGAGCUCAUGCUCAAUUUGCAGCUCGGGAUCAGGCAUUCAGUUGGAAGGCCCGGUCCAGCUCCGUCCCUGGAUCUCAAGCCAUCCGCUUUUGAUCCGAGGGAGAAGUACUGGACCAGGUUUCCGCCCGAGGGGUCCAAGAGCACUCCGCCCCAUGCGUCCUGCGAUUUCAGAUGGAAAGAUUAUUGCCCUAAAGUUUUCAGGGCAUUGAGGAUGUUGUUCAAGGUGGAUGCUGCAGACUACAUGCUGUCAAUCUGUGGAAACGAUGCCCUCAGGGAACUCUGCUCUCCAGGGAAGAGUGGCAGUUUUUUCUACUUGACAAACGACGAUCGUUACAUGAUCAAGACAAUGAAGAAGGCAGAAGUGAAGGUGCUUUUAAGGAUGCUGAAUGCCUAUUUCAACCACGUUCGAUCCUAUGAGAACACCCUCGUGACCAAAUACUAUGGAUUGCAUUGCGUUAAGCUAAGCGGAACAGCCCAGAAGAAGGUGCGGUUCAUCAUCAUGGGGAAUCUCUUCUGCACAGAGUACACGAUCCAAAGGCGGUUCGACUUGAAGGGAUCGACUUUCGGGCGCCUGACAGACAAACCAGAAUCUGAGAUUGAUGCCACCACAACCCUCAAAGACCUGGACCUCAACUUCAUAUUCAGAUUGCAGAAGGCCUGGUUUCAAGAAUUCAGGAGGCAAGUAGACCGGGACUGUGAGUUGCUCGAGCAGGAGCGAAUAAUGGACUACAGCCUUCUUGUUGGCCUCCAUUUCAGAGAAUCUAGCACUGGAGAACAAACACCCACUGGCUGCUUAACUCCAACCGAUAAUGGAGUCUCAGAAACUGAUUCUGUGGCGCGCCUGUCUCGAGCUGAUAUGGAUCAAUUACUUGUGGAUCCAGCAGGGUGGGCUAGCAUAAGGCUGGGCAUAAACAUGCCUGCAAGAGUGGAAAGGACAGAGAGGAGAAGCGACGGCGAAUUGCAGCUAGUAGGAGAGCCAACAGGGGAGUACUAUGAUGUCAUCCUAUUUUUUGGCAUCAUAGACAUCCUCCAGGACUAUGACAUUACCAAGAAGCUUGAGCAUGCCUACAAGUCCUUCCAGUACGACCCGAACUCCAUCUCAGCCGUCGAUCCUAAGGCCUAUUCCAAGCGCUUUCGCGACUACAUAUUGAAAGUCUUUGCAGAGGACACUUAGAAACAGACAGACAACAUAUGAACAGACAAGACAACCUUUUUCUUGUCUGUCAAGGAGCCUUAAAUUGUUUUCAGCUGAGAAGAGGAAUUGGUUCUUUUCUUUCUCUUGAUUCAUCGUAACUUAUACGUCGCAUAUUAUAGGUAUAUACACACACACACACAGAAAUUGUGGGUGAAAAUUGUAUAGAGAGUUCAUGACAGAAGCAGCAGAAGUGUAAUUUAACCAAGUGUGGGAAGAUAUUA
Molecule: messenger RNA, 1796 nt
Organism: Ipomoea triloba (trilobed morning glory)
Lineage: Eukaryota; Viridiplantae; Streptophyta; Magnoliopsida; Solanales; Convolvulaceae
Product: phosphatidylinositol 4-phosphate 5-kinase 4
Exons: 8
Coding region: 1-1554 (517 amino acids)
Biological process (GO): phosphatidylinositol metabolic process
Molecular function (GO): phosphatidylinositol kinase activity
Source: RefSeq, a predicted model, not a curated record